UGACAUUUCAUCCAUUAAGAAAAUGAAAAUGGACGAGUCCGUCUUGAAGAAGUUAGAAACUUCUGAUGAUAAGGAAGCUAUGGAAAUUUUAUUGGAAUUUAAUAAGCAGAAUGCCCAAACAUUUUCGUUCUCUGACAUUAAUCUGUCCUGUAAAAAGCGUUUAGUGACAAUGUUAUUCAAGCAAGUGUCAAACUAUGAAAAAGGACGAGUUAUUUGUCUCGCAAGUAUACGUAUCUUGAGCCGAGAAAAGAUCCAUAUCGAGGAAUUGUUUAAUAAUCAGGCAAUAGGUAUUUUAGUGAAUUUAGCUGGCUUAAUUGCUGAGGAAGAAGAAAUUCUUAAUCAGUGUACUAGAGUGUAUGAUGUAAAAGUUAUGAUUGAAUCUCAAAAAUGUUUGUGCAAUCUGAUAUAUAACAGCAGUUUUGUGCAGAAGACUUGCUGCAAUAAUGGAUGUAUUGAAGGUAUAAUGUUACGCCUAAGAAUGUACAAGGAUCCUGAUUUACCACAUGAUGUAAAAUUUUUUGAUAUGAGAAUGCUAUUCCUGCUAACUGCUUUAUGUGCAGAAAUAAGACCUAAAGUACGUAAACAACUUCAUGGGCUUACAUAUUUGAUGGAGGUAUUAGACUUAAUCCUUAAAAACAAUGUGGAGCAGAUUUCACAAGAAACUCAAAAUACAGAAAAUCGUCGCAAAUUUAAUAAAAGUAGCAAAAGAGGACGAAGUAAUCAGAAUGAAGUUGAAAGCUGUUAUGCUCCCUGCCUCUCUGAGAAAGAAAUUGACAUGGCUUGUGAAGUUUUAAAAGUACUUUUCAAUCUUACAGUCAAUGUUGAAAAAUACAAUAUGGAAGAAGAAGAAGAGGCUCAUUAUAUGCGACUUGUCAGUAUUUUACAUGAUAUUCUUCUAAGUGAUGCUAAGCCUGCAGAAAAGAAAGAAGAACUGCUCAGCCACACUAUUGAUCUCCUAACUAAUAUGCCGAUGUCAAGCUAUGAAGAAUUGCUGACUCCUGUUCUUAAAAUUCAUGAUACAAAAGUAGAUAAUGUUGUUGAGUUUGAUGGUAUGAACAUGGAAGCUAUCUGUGUGCUACUCAACUUUUUGGAUAAAAGAUUAGAUAAGCCUCAUAAAACCUACAAAGAAAUUCUGUCACCUGUUGUGACCACCUUGAGUGAAUGUGCCCGUUCACAUAGCACUAUUCGCAAGUUUUUACGUAAGAAGGUUUUGCCUCCUCUGAAAGAUGUAAUGAGUCGACCUGAAGAGGGUCCUACAUUGAGAAACAGAUUAGUCAAGUUAAUGACCUCCCCUGUAUUUGAUGUUAAAGAGCUAGUUGCUGACUUCUUGUUUGUUUUAUGUAAAGAAAAUGUUGGACGAUUAAUCAAAUAUACUGGUUAUGGAAAUGCUGCUGGUUUGCUUGCUAACAGAGGUUUAAUGCUUGGAGGAAAAGUUAAUAAUACUGUUUAUUCAAGUGAAUCUGAAGAUAGUGACACAGAAGAAUAUCUGAGAUUCAAAGACAAAAUUAAUCCCGUCCUUGGCUGUUAUCAAGAGCCUCAACCUAAUCCAAUGGAAGGUAUGACUGAAGAGCAAAAAGAAUAUGAAGCAAUGCAGUUAGUUAAUAUGAUGGAUAAAAUGUCAAGUUGUUCUUUUGUACUUAUAUGCAGAGAUGGUCUUAUUCAACCUAUGAGGGUUGGGGAUGAUGGGAAACCACAUCCUAUAAAUCAUGUCCUUGAGCUCCAAGAACAAGAUAAAAAAAUGCCAUCACAAGAAGAAUCUGACUCUGAUUGAAAUAUAUUGAAAUGAUGAGAAAGUAAAAUGACUGUAAAAGAUUAAAAAUUGUUUUCUUAAAAUCAUUCUUUGAAUUUUAUUUUAUGUAACAUUAUCAUUCCUAUUAUUUAUUCAUUAGAUAAUGGUCUAUUUUUCUUUUUCCCAAAUGUAUGUGGAAUAAUCCUGAAAUGUGUUAAAAAAUUAUUUAAAACACAAUCUGAUGGCUAAUAAGUUAAGAUUUAAUCUAUUAUUGCUAUUUAUUUUACUUUUAUCUAAUCACUAAUAAUUUUGUUACUUUUUUUUUACUUUUUUAUUUAUUUUUUAUUUUUAAACAAUCUGUCUGAUUAAUUUGGAAGCCUAUGUGAAGUUUUCUUGGCUAAAACUGAUCCUAAAGUGAAUGUGUAAUGAAAAUGUAUUACUGUUUGUCUCAGUGGUGGUAAAGUUGAAUAUGUGGUGCUCUUUAGAUGUGUAAUUAAUAUCUUAGAUUAAUUGUUACAAUGUAGUUAGUUGUUUGUCUUUUUUAAAGUCUAAUUGGUUGUGAAAUCUAAAAUAUUCUAAAAGUUUUAUAAAGCAUUAAAAAUUUAAAUUUUCAGCAUGUUUUGUAAAUCUCGUAUUUUCAAGAAAAUCAUUCUUAAAAAAUUGUUUAAAUUGGUUGAGAAUGAAAUUCUUUGUGUGAACUGCAUUUUUUUAUAUUUGAUUAUUUGAAAUAUCUAAUUAAAUGUUAUUUGUUUCUUUAAAAUAAUGUAUUUAAAUUAUGUUAAAAAUUCUCAAUUUACUUUUAGAAAAUAAUUACAGUUAUUGCAUUUUUAACAGUUUUGUGAUAAAUUUUAAUAAUUUUUCACUUCCUUGUAUCUGUAUCACUGAUGUGCUGUUUUUUCAUAUGUUUUUAGUUUGUGUCCAAUAGGAGAAAUUGAAUUUUUUUUAUUAGUUGUAAAGAAAGUAUUUUAUAAUAGUUGAAUUAAAUAAAUAAAAUUCAAAUAAUAUUAGAAAACAUAUAUAGAUUCGAAAUUAAAAGUGCCUUGGCCUCUUUAUAAAUUUCCAAUGAUUAAAAUGGGCGUUGGCCAUGGCAGGAAUAUUUUAUGGACAUUUGUGAUAAAUCUUCGUUUAAGAGAAAUGUCUUCUAAGCCAUUAGCGUCAAUCAACCUUUAAAUUUUAAAAAAUGAAGUAGAAUUGAUUUCACUAACUAAUAAAGGAAAUGUAAAAGAGAAAAAUAGUUUUAAUAUUAAGAGUAGAAAUUAUUGUUAUAUCCAGACUGUAUGAUAAUCAUAUUCUUCUUUGUCAAUCCAAAAUUUUUAUAUUUAUCACAUUUUCAUAUCAAAACUGUUUAUAUAUAUAUAUUUUAGUAUUAUUAUUCAUUUUAAGACUUCUGUUACUUUAAUAUCUGAUUCUUAUAAUAAAAAUAAUGUUUAAUGUGUUAAGCAUAUAGUAUGCAAUUAAUUAUAAAAUGGUAAACUGGAAACAUUUUGUUGUCAAAUUUUGUAUAAAUACAAUUACUGUAACGUCUAAAAUCAGAUAUGUAUUGCAAAUUUCUGGAUUCUUUCUGAGUAAUGUAUCUUAUAAAGCAGUCUUAUACUUCAGAAAUUGUAAUUACAUUCAUUUAUUUACAUUUUGAUUGACAUUAAAUUGAAACAAUUCCUUGAUUUAAAAUCAUGCAAAUUAAACGAUAUAAACCAAAAAGAUAAUAUUGACUUUUUUAAUCAUAAUUUUUAUUCUCUAUUUCAUUUUAUAAUUUUAAAGAAUCAUAGCUUAUAGUACCAAUAGAUUUUAAAAUUUGAAAAGGCUUAUGUAAUUUUUUAAAGAUACAUUAGUCGUGUCAUUAUCCUGGCCUUUUAUUAUACUUUUACUUUUCAAGUAGUGCCAUUUUGCUAUGCAUAAUUUUAAAUUUUAAGUAACACUUGAUCUACUUACAAUAUUAAGAAUUUUAAUUAACAAGAUUCAAUGACCAUUUUGUCUCUUUUGAAGGAUUAUCAUAUGUGACAUUUUCUAAACUUAUUUAUUCAUCAUGAUUCUUGGUAGUGUUUGUUUGUAAAGAGCAAUACUAUUACAUAAUGAGCUUUCAGUCUGACCUAUUUUCAGCACAUACAGUUGUAUAUAUCAAAAGUUAUGCUUUUUCGAAGUUAUUUAAACUACUUUGGAAUAAAUCUUAACAGCAAUAAAAUAAUCUGUCUCUUUCUUGAUAAUACUGAUUUACGCUGAAGUUUAUGAAAAUAAAGUAUGUUAGUUUUUAAUGGGAUAGAACAAUAUUAAAUGUGAAUGUUUGUUGUAUGAAUUUUAUAUUUGUUUAAUUAUACAGUUUUUUCUUUAAAAUUUUUAAGAAUGUUCUUAAAAUUUUUAAGAAUGUUCAGUUAAAUGUUUGUGUACAUUGAUUUACUUAAUGGAAACAACAGGGUGCAUCAUUUUAUAUAACAGAAAUCAGUUAUCAGUAUUAUGUUUAUUUUGUAAGAUUGCAUUUAGAUAAGACAUCGGGAUAUAUUUUUUAAUAUUUUUUUUUAAACAGUGAUAGAUUUGGUAUAAUGUAUAUUAAUGUACUUUUUAAAAGAAAUUGAAUUUUUUGGCCACCGAAUAUAUUUCAACACUGCAAAACUAUUUUGAUGUCUAAGAAGUUCUUAGGUUUUAAAAUAUUUGUUUGUUCAUCAGUUUUAUUUUUUGGCUGCUGUUUUUACCCUGCAGGUAGGAGUAAAUAUGUAGGCAAAGUUUAUUCUUUAUAUAUGAGUAUGUUUGUAUGCACAAAUAAGUGGUUUUAAUCCCUACAGUUUGCAGUUUGGUUCAAUAUUUCAGCAAAAUGAAAUACAGUAUUUAUUUUAAUCUGUAUUUUAAAAUAUAUUGCAUAUAGUCUAUCUUGAGUUUGAAACACCAGUUAUUUAUUUCAUGAGAUAUUUCCUGUAUCAGGACAUUCAUUUAAUAUGAACUGAUAUCAUUAAAUGGUCAUUAAGAUUCUCCACAGCUAUUGACUUAUCAACAUUUUUGUGUAAUUCAUUCAUAUACUUAAUAUAAUAAAAUAGAGUACUCAAAUAGCCUUGUAAUGUGUAUUAAAUUACUGCAAAAGAAUAUCAUUCAUCCUUUUUAUAUGUUCUGUGUAGUGAAAACUCUGUAUGGUUUUUGAAACGAGUAUAUGCAUUUGUAUCUAUCAUGGCAGCUGCUUAUAUAUACAUAUAUAUAUGUUUCUGAAAUGAGUUACAGUUCACUGUUUGAAAUAUGUUAAUAGCACUGUAUGCAAAAUUUGCUGUUGUGCACUAAUUAAAUGAUUGAUUUUAAUAAUGUUUGCUUUUGUUGCAUUUAUAUCUGUCAAUAAGUAAGUUGGUGAGUGGCUUUAUAGUGAGUGCUUCUCCAACAAAACCGUCUAAAAAUUAUCAAAUGAUUUCUUUUAACUCUUGGAAAGAACUGCAAUUUCAAAACUUUUUCUUUUUAAACAAAUGGGUAAUAAAAUUUUCUCAGACUUAAUUUUAUUACUGCAUUUUUUUCUUUAUCAAAAUGUUUGCAUAUACAGGCAAUUUAGGUUAAUGGUAUAUGUGAGAAGUAUAUUAAGUGGCUGCUCCUGUUAUUUGAAAUUAAAAUUUUAAAAUUUAAGACUUCAGAAUUUAAAAUUUAAUCUAAUUUUAUACAUAACUAUGAAAUGUUUAUUAAAAUAAAUUUUACCAUAUGAAUGAGUAUGCAUUUAUCCUUUUUUAGUUACUUCCUCAUUUUUUUUUCUACUUUGCUACACUAUUCAGGUAUUAUUUUUUUCUUUUUGAUUGCGUCCUUGUUCAUAAACUUCUUUAAUCUAUCUCUCUUAAUGUAAAAUAAUAAUUGUUUUGGAAUAUUUUUGUUGUAUGUUUACAUGACAGAAAGACACGUACUUGUUAACAUUCUCUUGAAGCUUUACUGCUAUAAAGAUAUAUAAAAAGUAGUUAUUCUGCCUUAUGAUUUUGAUUAACUGUAAAAUAAUAUUAGCAAAAAUAUAAAAUGGAAAAAGUGAACUGCUUUAUUGCCAUUUUUCAUGAAGUAUUUAUUGUUUUGAAAACUCGUAUAGCUUUCAGACAUCUUUUGAAAUCACUUGUUCAUUUAAAGUCUUACAUGUUUAUAUUAAAUAUUAGGAAUUUUGACUAUUAUUCAUUAGCUGGUGAGCUUUAAUAUUAUACAGGCAGAUGUUACAAACAAAUAUGAUGAAAAACCAUUACUUGUUAUCUGUUUAUUAUAUAACAUGCAGUGGAGAAAAUCAGUCAUUUUAUAUCUAAAUAUUUAAACUUAAAGACAGUUGUAAUCCAGUUGGCUUUUGGAAUUUUGCCAUUAUGAAUCUUCUUGGAGAAACUGUUAUUUAAAAUCGAAUAAAGCCUUUUGGCAUUUACUUGUACUAUAUUAAAUUCAUUGAAAUGGUAGCAUACUUUGCUUGCGCAAUGGAAGAAAAAAAUCCGCAAUUUAAUAUUUCUUUGGAGCAUCUUUAGCUGAAACUGCAGGACAAAGUUUCAGAGUUUGAAUGCUUAUUUUUGGACUAGAGUUGCAUCAACAAUUCUCCAAAAUUUAUUUUCUGUAAAGGGAAGGUCACAUCAUUGAGUCUUUGUUGGAUCUUUCUGUAGUGUCUCACAUAUCCUUAAUUAAGUUGAUGUUAGCUCUAUGUGAUAGGGUAGUCCUGGUUUUUCUUGAGCCACACUUUGAACUCAUUGAGUACUGCCUAAUCACCCUAAAAUUCAUCAUUAGUUUAAAGGAGAGGAUUUAAUGAUGAAUGAGAUGAUCAUUGAACAUUUUAAGGACUCGCAUUUUAUUUUAUUUCUGCAUAGUGCUACUGUGGCUACUCCAACUUAACAGAAAGCACCAUAGAUUAUGACAUUUGUUUCUGAAGCUUGUACAGUGGAUUCAGUAUACAAAGGAUCCAGUCUAACACUAAUGCGUCCAUCAUGUUUGAUGAGUAUGAAUCUAGAUUCAUCAGAUUACAUAAUGUUUUCAUAUAAUGUGAACGAAUUGUUUGCAUUUUCAGUUUUUAUGUUCUUUCCUAAAUUUGAGUCUUUUCAUUUGAUUCAUCUUGCUAAAAAGUAGUUUUCUUAUUUUUUGUCACAAGACGGUUGUUAAAUCUCACUCCUGUAAAUUUUCAUCUCAUUGUGUAAAUAGAAAUUAUCACUUUUCAUACUGAACAUUCUGGUAACUUUAUGAGUAGAAUUUUUGCUGCUUAAUUUCAGUAAUUGAUUGAGCGAAAUUCAAUCAUGAAAAAUCAUUUAGCAGUAAGUUUUGACUACAUAUUUAUUGUUUAUGAUUGUUUUUCUGCCCCCUUUUUAAGACUUGAUAAUAUUUUGAAUAGUUUUGCUGUUUCUAAAGCUAGCCUAUAGUUUGAUCUUUUCUGAAGUCUGGCAUCUUUUCCAAUGAUCCUGUUGGUAUCUUUUCCAAUGAUCCUGUGAAAUGUAUUAGUCAUGAUUUUUCUAAAUGACAAGGUGCACAUUGAGUCUGCAUUAUUUGAAGAUUGCAUUGAUCAUAAAAUUAUGGAAGUUUUUCAAAAUAUUUAACUGUUUACUUUCUGCUCAAUAUUUGGAUGUCCAAAUUUAUGCCUAGACUAUUUUAGUGCCAGACAUUAAUGCUGUUUUGGGGUGAGUGGAAUGUCAUGGCCUUCUUAGAUGCCUAGAUUGUUUCCAUUUAGGUAAUUUGGUCCAUUUUUCCAUUUUCUGCAUAUAACAGUGGGUUGGAAUCCACUGUAGUGUUAUCUUGCCAGCCAUAUUUUUUUUAAAAAUUACACUGCACUCGUGCUUAGUAUUUCAAAUUUAUACUAUUUGUUAUUGGCUGAUGGUUUGACAGUUACCGGGAAUUGGAAAGAAUCUCUGCAUUUCCAUUUUUUUUAAACAAAUUGUGUGUUUGCUUUUGAGUGUAUCUGUUAUGGAUUGGUUUUGUGCAUGGUCUCAAAUAACAAGAGAAACUAUUGCUAAUCUUUGGUUAAGAUUUUGUAAAGAUUUUUCCUAAACCAAUGAUUAGUCCAGUUGAUCAGAAUCAACCACAAAUGUAUAUUCAUUCAGUGUUUAGAGAACUGUAGGUGAAACUUGCAAUAUCAUUAACUUUCAUUCUUUGUAGACAUUUAAUUAUGCAUAUAAUGGUAAGUUAUGUUAAUUUUUAACUAAGAAUUGCAAAGGUUUUAAGUAGCAAAGCCAUAAAAAUAUACUUCUAAAUCAAUCAAUAUUGGACAUCCGAAUUUCAGACUUUUUACUAUAUUCUGUUGGUGUAUUUUGUGGAAUUACUAAAUUUAACAGAGGUUAAAUAUAUGUUAAGUUUAUAGCAUUUUGUAUUAUUUGCACUUUUAAAUUGUAAGAGAUAUAUUCUUUACGUAAACUUCUAUGGUUACUUUGGUUUACUGUGAUUUUUGUAUGCUAGUGUUUGUUCCAUCAGGAAAAGUGAUUUUUUAAAGAAGAAAUGUGCUUUCUGUAAUUGUUAAAUGUAUUAAAUGCAUGUGUAAUGUGUGUAUAUAUAUAUAUUGAAUUAUAUGCAUUAAUUACAUUUCCCAUAUACAAGAGUAUUAACUAUAAACAUUUUUAAAUGUUUUAAAAGAUGAUUAUAUUUAAUAUUCUCAGUUUUGUAUAACACACAUUUUUAAUAGUAUAGAGAAAAUUACUCUUUUUUAAAAUAAAAUUGUACAUUUGAAGGUUAUUUCUAAAAAAGUAUCGAGUAUACAUGUGUAAAUUUAUUAUCUUAUCUUAUAAACUGUGAAACUAGAAUGUGUUUUUCUUUUACUUAAGAAUUUGAUACCAAUUUUGUUUUUAACGUCCAUGUAUUUGUAAUGUUUUUUUUAUUGUACUACACAUAAUUGUCUGAAAAUAGGUGUCAUAAAUGCUUCAAAUCAGUUUUUAUAAAUAUUUUUAUUAUAAUAUUAAAAAUAUUUAUAAAAUUUAUAAUUUUAAGAAUUGAUUUUUAGCAUUUUAAACUAAAGCAGUAGUAUAUUAUACUUCUUGUAUUCUCACAGUGUUAGUGCAAUCUCUUGUUGAUUGGAAGUGUAUUUUUUGUAUAUGCGAAUGAAUUAUCAUAUUGAGAAAGCAUAGUUUAAAGCAUGGUUUCUUAAACUUUUUUCAAUCGUGACCCCUUUUUAUCACUGAGAUUUUUUCGCGACCCCCCAGGACCCCAUAAUAUUUACAAAAAUUGUAUGGGACCCCAUAAGUAUUGCGCAAAUGCGGCACACGCAUGAGUGAAACUGUCAAUUUUUUCACUUGUAUACUAUUGCAGUUUUAGGUCAUUAACAUAACAUAACAUAACAUUAGUGGCACUUCCUUCUUAUGAAAGCGCCACUAAUGUUAUGCAUGAAAAGAAGAAAAAGAACUUAGGCAAUGUUGCCCAUUGCUCUUCCACCAUUUGAUCAUUUAAGUCAAAGGUUUUAAAUGGUAACUCCUGUUAAAGGUAAAUAAUAAAUAAGUAGAUAAGAUUCCAAACUGACACCAAAUAUAUAGUAUCAACAAAAGAUCCCAUCUCUAAUUUCAGGGUGUCGGUUAAAUCGUUAAAACUUUCCAAUUGGAUGAAGAGCCAAUUCAAUCCCUCCCAAACCACCAAACGCAAACUCUUGACCAAACAAGGGUGUGAUGGCGAGUCUAAAAACAAAAUAAAUAUCUAAAUAAAUUAAAUAAGGAGGGCAGAGGUACUUUCUUAAGUGAAAUGGCCAGGUGGUGUAUAAAGAUUUGAUAUCUAUUUCCAAAUUAUAUUCCAAAAUGCAGCUAUGACAGGGAGAUCCCUGCAUAGUUUCUUUUACAAAAAAAAAAAAAAAAAAAAAAAAA
Messenger RNA from Stegodyphus dumicola, 9459 nucleotides. It is a transcript of the gene ric8a, whose product is annotated as ric8 guanine nucleotide exchange factor A. The record is from RefSeq and is a predicted model, not a curated record. Gene Ontology annotation, molecular function: guanyl-nucleotide exchange factor activity; G-protein alpha-subunit binding. Lineage: Eukaryota; Metazoa; Arthropoda; Arachnida; Araneae; Eresidae. Gene Ontology annotation, biological process: G protein-coupled receptor signaling pathway. Gene Ontology annotation, cellular component: cytoplasm.